This is a messenger RNA of Tachysurus vachellii, 5210 nucleotides long. RefSeq names its product tolloid-like 1 (gene tll1). Gene Ontology annotation, biological process: proteolysis. Gene Ontology annotation, molecular function: metalloendopeptidase activity; calcium ion binding; zinc ion binding. The transcript is spliced from 23 exons. NCBI's taxonomy places the organism in Eukaryota, Metazoa, Chordata, Actinopteri, Siluriformes, Bagridae. The record is from RefSeq and is a predicted model, not a curated record. The coding region runs from base 601 to 3744 and encodes 1047 amino acids.
UCAUUUACCAUCCCGGUCACCGGCGUGUCGUGUCUCGCGCCCCGAAAGCUUCCCCGAACUUCAGCUCUGCAGAGCUUGAUGGAUUGAUGACGUGACGUCAGCAGGCAGCUACCUCGAACAGCACGGGUAGGAGGGGGGGAUUAAUCUGUGCGCGCUCGGCUGAGAGAGAGCGCGCAAGCCAGAGGAGAGACGCGACGCGACGCGCUCACUAAUCUCCAGGGGAAAAAAAACAAAAACAAAAAAAAGAAAAAACAACGGUACCGAGUCAACAGAGGUCAAAAGCACCGAUAUUCCGUCUGGCUGCAGUUUGGAGAAGCGCUGCUGAAGAGUUUGUGGGAAACAAACACACAGUCGUGGAGGAUGAGGUUGCGCUUUGAAGCCCUGAGGGCAUUUUAUUAAGUGAACUCUGACUCCUGGAGCUUCAGGAGUGUGUGUGUGUGUGUGUGUCCUCUGAGACCCGCACAAGCCCCGCUCUGUCCUGCAUCUCUCAUUGUAUCAGACCAAUGAGGUUCCACGCGAGCCGCUAAAUUGCAGCCCAACAAGCCUGCACACCCUGCAGUGUUUUCAUUUUAUUUUUGAUGGACAGCACGGACUAGUAAAAUGCAUUGGAUCACUCUGCUGCUGGCUGGCUUCACUUUUUGGGGCAAAGUGUCUGUGUACAACUGCUUAGAUUAUGAAGAGAGCUUUGAUUAUUAUGAAGAGGCGAAAACGGAGACCAUAGACUACAAAGAUCCCUGCAAAGCUGCGGUCUUCUGGGGAGAUAUCGCCUUGGACGAGGAAGAUCUGAAAAUGUUCCAGGUGGACAGGACGAUAGACCUCGCGAGGCACCAACACAUGAGGCAGGGGCACACGUCAGGUGGAGCAGAAGAGCACGACUCCACUAAAAAGCGAGGACAGCUAUACCUCCUGCUAGAGAGGAUACGAAGGCUGGGUUUCGACUCAUCUACGAACUCCAGUAAGGCCGAGAGCCCCAGAGCUGCCCCGGUGGGCAGUGUGGACAGGGAGAGAAGGGUGAGAGGGGGGAAAUCUCGUGUCCCACGAGCCGCCACGUCCAGAGCAGAGAGAAUCUGGCCCGGAGGUGUCAUCCCUUACGUUAUAGGAGGCAACUUCACUGGCAGUCAAAGAGCAAUGUUCAAGCAGGCCAUGAGACACUGGGAGAAACAGACCUGCGUGACCUUCGUUGAGAAAACAGACGAAGAGAGCUACAUCGUUUUUACCUACCGGCCCUGCGGAUGCUGCUCCUAUGUGGGUCGUCGUGGCAACGGGCCUCAGGCCAUCUCCAUUGGGAAGAACUGUGACAAGUUUGGAAUUGUAGUUCACGAGCUGGGUCACGUGAUCGGAUUCUGGCACGAGCACACGCGGCCGGAUCGUGACGAUCACGUGACCAUCAUCAGAGACAACAUUCAGCCCGGUCAGGAGUAUAACUUUCUAAAGAUGGAGCCUGGUGAGGUAAACUCUCUGGGCGAGCCGUACGACUUUGACAGCAUCAUGCAUUACGCCAGGAACACUUUCUCCAGGGGAAUGUUCUUGGACACCAUCCUGCCCUCUCGUGACGAGAACGGCGUCCGGCCUGCGAUCGGACAGAGAACCAGACUGAGCAAAGGAGACAUUUCCCAAGCCAAGAAACUCUACAGAUGUCCAGCGUGCGGUGAGACACUGCAAGACUCAGCGGGCAACUUUUCAUCUCCGGGUUACCCGAACGGAUACCCUUCGUACACACACUGUGUGUGGAGGAUCUCGGUCACACCUGGGGAAAAGAUAGUUCUCAACUUCACCACCAUGGACCUCUACAAGAGCAGCCUGUGCUGGUACGACUACAUAGAGGUGCGGGACGGGUACUGGAGGAAAGCCCCACUUCUAGGUCGUUUUUGCGGUGAUAAGAUCCCAGAAACACUGAUCUCCACCGACAGUCGGAUGUGGAUUGAGUUUCGAAGCAGCAGUAACUGGGUGGGAAAAGGCUUCUCUGCCGUGUACGAAGCGGUGUGCGGUGGGGACAUCAAUAAAGACCAAGGGCAGAUUCAGUCUCCAAACUACCCAGAUGACUACAGGCCCUCUAAGGAGUGUGUGUGGAGGAUCACCGUGUCCGAGGGCUACAGCGUGGGCCUCAGCUUUCAGGCCUUUGAGAUCGAAAGGCACGAUAGCUGUGCAUACGACUAUCUGGAGGUUAGGGACGGCCUGUCUGAGAGCAGCCCCCUGAUUGGUCGAUUCUGUGGCUAUGACAUCCCUGAAGACAUUCGUUCCACCUCCAACACACUGUGGAUGAAGUUCGUUUCAGACGGAACUGUGAAUAAAGCCGGCUUUGCUGCUAAUUUCUUUAAAGAGGAGGACGAGUGCAUGAAGCCAGAUAACGGUGGCUGUGAGCAGAGGUGUGUGAACACAUUAGGAAGCUUCAAGUGCGCAUGCGACCCUGGAUACGAGCUGGCCCCGGACAAAAAGAGUUGUGAGGCUGCGUGCGGAGGUCUGCUGUCCAAACUGAACGGCACCAUCACCACCCCAGGCUGGCCGAAGGAAUACCCGCCCAACAAGAACUGCGUCUGGCAAGUGGUGGCUCCUACGCAGUACCGCAUAUCUGUGCAGUUUGAGGCCUUUGAACUGGAGGGGAACGAGGUGUGUAAGUACGACUUUGUGGAGGUGCGGAGCGGCCUGUCUUCCGACUCGAAGCUUCACGGGAAAUAUUGUGGUACGGAAGUUCCCGAGGUCAUCACUUCCCAGUACAACAACAUGCGCAUCGAGUUUAAGUCGGACAACACGGUUUCAAAGAAAGGCUUCAAAGCGCACUUCUUUUCUGAUAAAGCUGCCACCUGCAAAGCACGGAUCUUUAUAUUUAAGUCCUGUCAUGACAUAGCGUCACGUCCUUCUGCUCAUAGGGCAGGCGUAAGGCGGGUCACAGAUAAGGACGAGUGCUCGAAGGAUAACGGAGGAUGUCAGCACGAGUGCAUCAACAUUAUCGGCAGCUAUGUCUGCCAGUGUCGCAAUGGAUUUAUACUGCACGAGAACAAGCAUGACUGCAAAGAAGCGGAGUGUGAACACAAGAUCCACAGUCCCACCGGCACCAUAAGCAGCCCCAACUGGCCUGAUAAGUACCCCAGCAGGAAGGAGUGUACCUGGGACAUCACUGCCACUCCGGGCCACCGCGUCAAAAUCUCGUUUAACGAGUUUGAGAUCGAGCAGCACCAGGAGUGCGCAUACGAUCACCUCGAGGCCUUCGACGGCGACUCGGACAAAACCGCUAUUUUGAGUCGGCUCUGCGGUAGCAAGCUUCCGGAACCCCUCGUCUCCACGGGCAACAGGAUUUACCUCCGCUUCAUCUCUGACGCCUCGGUGCAGCGCAAGGGUUUCCAUGCUACACACUCCACAGAGUGUGGAGGCAGGCUGAGGGCGGAGGCGAGACAGAAGAACCUGUACUCUCACGCACAAUUCGGAGACAAUAACUAUCCGGGCCACACAGACUGCGAGUGGCUAAUAACAGCUGAGGCAGGUUACAGCAUCGAGCUGACCUUCACCACAUUUGAGCUGGAGGAGGAAGCAGAGUGUGGAUAUGACUACAUCGAACUGUACGAUGGACACGACACGUCGGCACACAAACUAGGACGCUUCUGUGGUUCAGGGCCUCGUGAGGAACUGUAUUCAGCCAGCGACGCCAUGCUGAUUCGCUUCCACAGCGACGACACCAUCAGUAAGAAAGGCUUCCACAUCCGCUACACCAGCACCAAGUUCCAGGAGGAGUUACACAUGCACAAGUAACACACACACACACACACACACACACACACACACACACACACACACACAAACACGCCUCCAGGACAAAUGGUGCCACAAUCUGAAAAAGGAGUUGCACAAAAAUGCUCAAGAGUAAAAGUUACUCAACAGCUUCCCUGCACUGGAUUCUCCUCCAUGUUCAUCAGACUCCCAGCUCCGUCCCUAACCUCGAGCAAGCUCUGUCCACUUCGCCACAGACACUCGAUCAGACCAACUCUUGUCUACACAAUACACACAAAUACACCAAAUAAUAUUCUACAACCUGAAAAGCUUCUCAGCAAGAGAGAAGCCUAUUGUGGAUGCCGCACAAGAAAAGAGACAAUGUCUUAAAAGGUUAUUUUUUGAGCCUGUGAAAAAAAGAAUCGUGUUAUGUGUCAUAAUUUUACAAGAAGUCUGCUUCUGAGCAACUAAGCUGCUGUUGCCACACUGUAACUUUAAAUGCGUGCGCACCAAUCUGCAUGUGUUCAUCGAGGUGUGUGCACAGGCCUGUGGGAGUUUUCUGUAAAAAAAAGAAAAAAAAGAAAAAAAAACAACAACCAUGAAAUCAAAGAGUUCUUUAAUGUUAUGACAUCUGUGGCUGUUUACAUGGUAUGAUAUUUAAUUUAUAUAUGAACAUAAAGAAGUAUGCAGAGAUAAAGAGCAACCAUAGAAUCGUAAUCUCAUUAAUUCUACAGACGAAAUCUUUAUUAGCGUCAACAGGCUUGUUCCAGAAAUCAUUUCACUCUCAUAUAUAGUAUUGUUUUUCUUCCAGUCCGUGAACCAUGAAGUUCAUACAUGAAAUUUGUCUUAUUUGUGUACACAAGUGGGUUUGUUUUUUUAUUUUUUUUUUAUUUUUUUUUUUUAUUUUUUUUUUUUAUAUACAAAAGCUGUAAAGCAGAAGCAAAGCCUUGUAUGAAGUGAUUGUUACAGCUGUGAAAACCCCAUAAUCCUGUGCGCUUAACAUGCACUUAGCACAGAGGAUGAGGAAGAGAGACUCUAUCCAGCUGCACUAGCUAUUCAUGCUCUCAAACAUUUCCAGUAUUGUUGGAAUCAACAAAACUACAAUCGCAAGGAGUCAACUCGGUCACAGGGAGUCGAUUCAGUAAUAAGACGUCGAUUCAUCCACAAGUAGUCUAUUCGGUGACACGGAUCCUUUCCUUGGUUGAUUGAGACAUUUUCCUUGAACUCCUGUUCAUUCACCUCGAGGUUUAUUCUCCUCGAAACACACAACACAAGUGAAGGGAAAUCCUAAUGGUGCUACUCAGAGCUUCAGAACUUCAGAUCCUGUGAGGCAACGAUCCAGACACUUGGUGCGCAUUGUUCCUGAUUUACAGGCAGCGCUGAAGGAGCGCUGUGACAUUAGCACACUCGCAUCACUGACGGUGCCACUAUCAUGGAUGAGCAACUAUGGCCUUAGAACCAAAAUGUAUAUUAUUGCACAUGUGGAUGUUUAUGUAGAUAAUGUUUGU